This is a messenger RNA of Toxotes jaculatrix (banded archerfish), 4418 nucleotides long. It is a transcript of the gene fgfr1a, whose product is annotated as fibroblast growth factor receptor 1a. The transcript has 18 exons. Gene Ontology annotation, biological process: positive regulation of kinase activity; positive regulation of cell differentiation; positive regulation of cell population proliferation. The coding region runs from base 638 to 3145 and encodes 835 amino acids. NCBI's taxonomy places the organism in Eukaryota, Metazoa, Chordata, Actinopteri, Toxotidae. Gene Ontology annotation, molecular function: fibroblast growth factor receptor activity; fibroblast growth factor binding; ATP binding. Gene Ontology annotation, cellular component: signaling receptor complex; membrane. The record is from RefSeq and is a predicted model, not a curated record.
GGGGGAGGUUUGGAGCAGCUCGGACUCUCGUUGUUUAACAGCAUUUCUCUGCCGGGAAUAGCCAAAAUACUUUCUAGGAUUCAUUUAAGGGGCUCUCUUUUGUAAGAACAGAACACUGAACGACGAUUUCGUUUUUGGGUUUUCUGUUAAAGUGAGUUGAACAACUUUAGGAUCCAGUUUUCGGAGGUGAGGAGACUUAAUUUCAUCGCGAGCGGAACGGUUUGGGAUAAAGGGACUACCAAAACCACCGCACAGGCUGCACUCCCGUACUGUCCUCGGACCUGUUCAGGUUAGCUCGGUAGGAUAGAAGAAGCUAAAAAUUAAAAAAUUUAACAAACAUCACACUGUUUGUGAAGUUUUUCCCUGCUGCUUCGUUGAUUAUUUUGGGGUUUUCGGACUGAGGGACAUUCUUUUUCCUCUGUCGCUCAAGUUUGGCAGAAAAUAUGCGCAAACCUGUUAGUUAAACGCCGAUAGCUCGGAGUGGAAGCGAGCUUCACACGUUUGAAUCUGGAAAUACUGUUUUUCGGGAAGUUUUUCUGCAUCCAGUUUCAGCCCAGCAGCCUUCCUUAUCUGACCAACACUGGCUGUUUCACAGCCCCCCGCCACCAAGUUCAGCACUGUGAAUGACCCACGGCUGAUGCCCCAAAGGUCUGAAUGGAGUUCCAGUUGCAGAAAAGCCAACUUUUGUAGCUCCCUCAGCAGGAUGCUGAUGAGGCAAAGUAUACUUCUGUUUCUGGCUUUAUUCGCCCAAGUUCUAAGGACCCAGUGCCGACCGGCCAGUGCCGAUGAAGUCUUUGUGGAAACGCAAGCAGAGCUGUUUACGCUCUACAUUGGGGAUCGGCUGGAUCUGAGUUGCUCUGCCAAGGACUCCCUCCAUGCUGUCAACUGGACCAAAGACCAUGUGGCCAUAGUGGAUGGAGAACACACACGCAUCCGCAACAGCCAGCUGGAGAUCGAGACUGUGGAGCUGACAGACUCUGGUCUGUACUCAUGCACCACAUUCGGCAACCACAGCCUCUACUUCAACGUUACAGUUGAUACCCUGGCCUCAUCUGAGGAUGAUGAUGAAGAUGAAGAGUCUUCAUCAGAGGAGGCCAAACUGUUGGGCAGUCAAAAACUGCUGCCAAUGGCCCCACAAUGGGCUCAUCCAGAAAAAAUGGAGAAAAAGCUUCACGCUGUCCCAGCCAGUAAGACUGUGAAGUUUCGAUGCCAGGCCAGCGGCAACCCAAAUCCCACUCUGAAAUGGUACAAGAAUGGCAAGGAGUUCAAGAGAGACCAUCGCAUCGGAGGCUUCAAGGUCCGUGACCAUAUGUGGACCAUCAUCAUGGAAUCUGUAGUUCCCUCUGACAAGGGAAACUAUACCUGUGUGGUGGAAAACCAGCAUGGCAGCAUCAAUCACACCUACCAGCUGGAUGUAGUCGAGCGCUCUCCCCACAGGCCAAUCCUGCAGGCUGGCCUGCCUGCCAAUCGCACCGUAGCAGUGGGCAGUGACGUGGAGUUUGAGUGCAAGGUGUUCAGCGACCCUCAGCCUCACAUCCAGUGGCUAAAGCAUAUCGAGGUCAACGGCAGCAGCCUUGGUCCUGAUGGUUUACCGUAUGUCCGUGUCCUCAAGCAUUCUGGGGUCAAUAGCUCGGACGCUCAGGUGCUGACCCUCUACAAUGUGACUGAGGAGGAGAGCGGAGAGUAUAUAUGUAAAGUGUCCAAUUAUAUAGGAGAGGCCAAUCAGUCAGCCUGGCUGACUGUCACCAGAUAUGAGCCCACAGCUGUCACGCACUACCCUCCAACCAGCCACACCUACCUGGAGGUGGUCAUCUACUGUGUGGGCUUCUUUUUCAUCGUUGUCAUGAUCGCCAUCGCAGUUAUCGUCAAGAUUCGCACCUCUUCGAAGAAAAGUGACUUCAACAGUCAGCUGGCUGUUCACAAGCUGGCCAAAAGCAUCCCCCUGCGCAGACAGGUAACAGUGUCUGUGGACUCAAGCUCCUCCAGCCACUCUGGAGUGAUGCUGGUUCGCCCCUCCCGCCUGUCUUCUAGCGGAUCUCCAAUGUUGUCAGGGGUGUCUGAGUAUGAACUGCCCCAAGAUCCACGCUGGGAGCUUCCCCGCAGCAGACUUGUUCUCGGGAAGCCGCUGGGUGAAGGCUGCUUCGGUCAGGUCGUGAUGGGAGAGGCGCUGGGUCUCGACAAAGACAAGCCAAACCGUGUGACCAAGGUUGCAGUCAAAAUGUUGAAAUCUGAUGCCACAGAGAAAGACCUGUCAGACCUCAUUUCAGAGAUGGAGAUGAUGAAGAUCAUCGGGAAGCACAAGAACAUCAUUAAUCUGCUGGGAGCCUGUACACAGGAUGGUCCUCUGUAUGUGAUAGUCGAGUAUGCAUCCAAGGGAAACUUGAGGGAGUACUUGAGAGCUCGGCGCCCCCCGGGCAUGGAGUACUGCUACAACCCAGACCACGUUCCUGUGGAGAACAUGUCCAUCAAGGACCUGGUGUCAUGUGCUUACCAAGUGGCACGAGGCAUGGAGUAUUUGGCCUCCAAAAAGUGCAUCCACAGAGAUCUUGCCGCUCGCAAUGUUUUGGUAACAGAGGACAACGUGAUGAAAAUAGCUGACUUUGGCCUGGCAAGAGAUAUCCACCACAUCGAUUACUAUAAAAAGACCACCAAUGGUCGUUUGCCAGUCAAGUGGAUGGCUCCCGAGGCUCUGUUCGACCGGAUAUACACACACCAAAGUGAUGUCUGGUCAUUUGGGGUGCUGCUUUGGGAAAUCUUCACCCUGGGAGGUUCUCCGUAUCCCGGCGUCCCAGUGGAAGAGCUGUUCAAGCUGCUGAAGGAAGGUCACCGUAUGGACAAGCCCUCGACAUGCACGCACGAGCUGUAUAUGAUGAUGAGGGACUGCUGGCAUGCUGUGCCCUCACAGAGACCCACAUUCAAACAGCUGGUGGAGGAUCUAGAUCGCUGCUUGGCCAUGACAUCCAACCAGGAAUAUUUGGAGCUCUCUGUGCCUCUGGACCAAUAUUCCCCCAGCUACCCCGACACCCGCAGCUCCACCUGCUCCUCCGGCGAGGACUCUGUCUUCUCCCACGACGCUGGAGCCGAGGAGCCCUGCCUGCCAAAGUUCCCUCCCCACUCCAAUGGGGCAGCCAUUAAGAAACGCUGAUACCUCAUCUCUCCAUUCAGACAAACAUUGACAUUUCCUCCGCUCCCUGCCUCAUGGGGUUGGACUCUUCCCCCAUAUUCCCAGAGAUGAAGCUUAAAAAAAAAAAAAGAAUAAGAAAAAACACUGGUGCUCUGCGAGAAAGGAGCUUGGAGACACCUUGUAGAACUUGUUGGAUCACAUUGACUGAAGAGUGCAGCAGUUUUCCCGGUUCUUGGCGGUGACGAUUGGCGGUUUAUGGGGCACUUUGUAUUAACGGGAGUGGCCGUUUGUCACAGUGUCAGAAAAAAAAAAAAAAGAAAAAGCAGACUCCCACUCUUCUCUCCACUUUGGGCAUUCCACGGUUCAGGAGAAUGGAAAGGACUGACUGUGAUUAUGUCAGGUUUCUGUUGGUUUUUUUUCCCCCCUCCAUGGUCGUUUCAUCAGUAGUGAAGGACAACAUUCUGCUUUUCAGACCAAAUCCAGAGAAAACAACCAAGCGGACACACAGCACCGUGGUUCACAGCAUCAUUCACUCUUUUCUUGUAAAUACAGUUAGAAAAUUAUAAUUAUGAAUAUAUAUUUACACUGUACUCUUAUUUUUAUUACCAUAAUUGAUUUAUUUUCUUUUGUACAAGGAUGCUUUUGUUUGAUCCAUUUUUGAAUAUAGUCAGUAGGGGCAGUUGUUACAUGAGAAUAUCUUAAAAUUGCUGAGGAUAACAUGGCCAGUUUUUGUUUUGUUUUUUAAAUUUGCAGCAUCACAGCUUUGAUUCCCCUAAAUUUACUGCAUAAUCAUCAAUGGAAAAAUUAUGUAUUGGGUUUUCUAUUUUUUAACUAUAAGUGCUUUUCAUGACACAACUUGCAAUACAGUGUAACACAGUGUUUGGGGUUUCUCUCCAUGAAAAGAGAUAGAUUUAUGAAAAACGUGUGUGUGUGUGUGUGUGUGUGUGUGUGUGUGUGUGUGUGUGUGUGUGUGUGUAAGUGUAAGUGUAUAUGCCAGGUUUGUGUGGGAAAAUUUUUAUCUUGUCUCAUUCAAAAUUGUUCAUCUACUUCAAGGAUGGUCACAACUGUAAAUAUUCCUGGUUGUACGCCAUGCUUGUUAAAACCCAGAGUAAUUUGCUUCAGUCAACAUCAUGCACUUCCACUGUGCAUGCCUUCCAUGUGAUGAACUUAUCUUCUACUGUAAAUGCUUUAACAGGAGGUACAUUUGCUGCCAUAUAACUUCCGAUGAAGGGUUGCAGAACACGUAUGUCAUCGUAAAAGGAUUACAUUAAAUAAAAUGCUAUCGAAAAAGGAA